This is a messenger RNA of Anastrepha ludens (Mexican fruit fly), 3043 nucleotides long. RefSeq names its product TNF receptor-associated factor 4 (gene Traf4). The transcript is spliced from 3 exons. Gene Ontology annotation, cellular component: plasma membrane signaling receptor complex. Bases 462 to 1982 code for a protein of 506 amino acids. Gene Ontology annotation, biological process: positive regulation of JNK cascade; regulation of apoptotic process; regulation of canonical NF-kappaB signal transduction. Lineage: Eukaryota; Metazoa; Arthropoda; Insecta; Diptera; Tephritidae. Gene Ontology annotation, molecular function: protein binding; zinc ion binding. The record is from RefSeq and is a predicted model, not a curated record.
UGGAGUUUUGCUGCAAUUCUUCACUUCAUUCCGUUUUUAAAAAGCAACUUGUUCGGUUGGUAUGAAAAAUUGGUGCGGAUGCCAAAAUGUUAGAGUGUGAUUUCGUGCAAACAUGAAAUUGACUUAACGUGUAUGUGAAAAAUAUUAUAUUUCAAAUUGACCAAAAUUAUAUUACAAAAAUAAGAAUAGUUGUAUGUUCGAUAAAAGAGCUGACCAAAAUUUGCACUUGUGUGUGGGUGCGAAAUAUGUGUAAUAACUCUCAAGCGACUAGAGUAAAAAUUAUAUAAAAUAAUACCGAAAAUUCUGUGUACUUUUUCCAAAACUUAGUGAAACAUUUGUUUACGCCGAAAAAAAAAUAUAUUUACAUAUAUUUAUUCGAAAAAAGUCAAGUAAAUUUACUCUAUAAAAUCAGCAAAACAAACUUAAUUGAAACUCUACCAAAUUUUUAUCGCCUCUCUAAAAUGGUACGCAGUCUGGCGCAGUGGACGAAAACCCUAAGUUUUCCUUCACGCCUCUCGCCAAAUCGCAACUCAAAAGAUUGCACCAAUUUGAACGCCACUAGUCCUGUGCCACCACCCACUCCGCCAAGGAAUAAAACCAAAACCAGCAACAACUGUUCAACAUCGCGCUCCUCCUCGUCGACAGUGUCAUCUUCACAUUCCACUUCAACGACAAACACUUCUCCAUCACCCACGACCAUGGGCAACAACAGUGCCAAUAACAAUAGUAAUUGCAAUGGCAACAACAACAAACAUAAUUUGCCCAUCACGGAACUAGAGCAAAUUAUCUACCCCGGUCCUGAUCCUAAACAAGCCAUCAUGGGCUCGCUCGUCUUCUGCAUACAUCACAAGCAGGGCUGUAAAUGGUCCGAUGAGUUGAGGAAACUAAAGGGCCACUUGAACGUGUGCAAACAUGACGCCACCCAGUGUCCGAAUAAGUGUGGCGCUCAAAUACCUCGCAUCAUGACGACCGAUCACCUACAGUUCACCUGCAAUAUGCGGCGCACCAAAUGCGAGUUCUGUCACAGUGAAUUUUCUGGUGCUGGCCUUGAAGAGCAUGCCGGCACAUGCGGCCAGGAGCCCAUAUACUGUGAGGCCAAGUGCGGUCAACGUGUACUACGCGGCCGCAUGACACUACACAAGUCAAAGGAUUGUGCCAAACGGUUGCGUCGUUGUAUACACUGCACACGUGAAUUCUCCUGCGAUACGCUACCACUGCAUGUGGCCCAAUGCCCACGAGCUCCAAUGACUUGCCCACAGCGCUGUGAUGCAGGUGCUAUAGCGCGCGGCGAUAUGGAGGCACAUUUGCGUGAUGAAUGCAAAGCUCUAGCGAUCGCUUGUAGUUUCAAAGAAGCUGGUUGUCGUUUCAAGGGGCCACGUCACAUGCUCGAGGCGCACUUGGAAGCGAAUGCAGCUUCGCAUUUGUCAUUGAUGGUGGCGCUGUCGUCGCGUCAGGGACAACAAAUACAAAUGCUUAAGACCGCCGUCUCAAAACUAUCGAUCAACUACACCGGCACAUUGUUGUGGAAGAUCACCGAUUGGUCGGCGAAAAUGACAGAAGCGCGCAGCAAAGAUGGACUCGAAUUGGUAUCGCCGCCAUUCUAUACCUCGCAAUAUGGCUACAAAUUGCAGGCUUCAAUGUUUCUCAAUGGCAAUGGUCCCGGUGAGAACACGCACGUGUCGGUGUAUAUUAAAGUGCUGCCAGGCGAAUACGAUGCGCUUUUGAAGUGGCCAUUCGCACAUUCCAUCACAUUCACCCUCUUCGAACAGGGCGCCCAAAGCGGGCAAGGCGGUGUGGCUGAGUCGUUUGUGCCCGAUCCAACAUGGGAGAAUUUCCAACGGCCAUCGAACGAACCGGAUCAGUUGGGCUUCGGAUUUCCGCGUUUCAUUUCACAUGAAAUGCUGCACAGACGGCCUUUCAUCAAAGACGACACGGUAUUUUUGCGUGUGAAGGUGGACCCCAGUAAAAUUGUGUCGGUCUAAGUGCGGAGGCCGCAUUGGGUCAAUAUGCGGUUUGGGGUACAUAUCUUUGCAAUUGGCGAAAUACGUUUUCAUAUGUUCGUAUGUUUUUAUUAACAUUUAAAUAAAUACUGUGUAUUUAAAGUAGUAAUUAGCUAUGUAAGAGAGUGUAAAAGACAAGAAAAUGUCGUCUCAAGAUAAAUGAAACAAAAAGUCAGCAGUCAAAGCAGCUUCGCGAGCGUAGACAAGACAGCUACACUGCGCGCAAGCAUAGGCUAAGUUUGGCAAACCAGCAGCAACGAAAAACAAAAAUUGAAAGGAAAGAUCUUACAGUGCAGUAAAGAUUUUAAUUUCGUAAGGAAGACAAUGAAAGUCAGUUUUAUACACACAAAUACCAUAUUUUAAAACAUAUUUAAGUUGAAUUGAGUAGCAAUUUUUAAAAGCACCGCUGAAUAAAAUUGCGCAAUUUUCAAAAACAACGAAAUCAGACCAAAGUAAAGUUAAUACAAACGAAAAAAGAGCAAGAAAAACUAUUUUUAAUUAGGAAUGUAAGCAGAAGACCACUUCAUGUUGAAUGCAAAAUUUGGCAUAGAAAAGUUCGUGUCUUAAUUCUUUUGUUACAACUAAGAAAUAAAAUUUCCGAUUGAUGAAAUUCAUUCAUUUUAGUGAAAACACUUUCAAAAGAUCUUCAUUGGUUUAAAUAUGAACUCUUUUUAGGUUAGUUUUAAGCACGCGAAGAGAGAAAUUUAUAAUUUGUUUUUUUUCUUUAUUUUUUUGUUUUGUCCUUAAUUUUUUAUUUUUUGUGCAACUCCUAAAGUGGUGCACCAUUUGUGUAAAUAUUCAUUACGCGACAGUUAAAUACUGUUUGAAAGUCAAGAUUACUACAUGAGAAGACAUUUGGAGGAACAAAAAUUUCGUUUUUACUUAAGUGUUGAAAAUGAUUACAAUGGCAAAUACAUUUUCACAAACAGCAUUAGUCAUUAGUUAUUAAGUUCAGUUGUGUCUGAGUAAUUUCUAAAAGCAUACAAUGUCAUACAUACAUACAUAUAUAUGUGUGUGUACACAUUUAUUUCAUUUCUACAGCA